AAAGCUGAACAACAAAAGAAGAUAUAAUUACUCGCAUCUAGAUAUGAUCUAUAACUCCUUCUGCUUGUUCAAACGCAGGAAAUGGUGUAGAAAGAAGUACAUAAAUUCCCAAAUUUACAACAAAGGGUUUAAAAAGUAUUCGUUAGACACAGAUAUUUGAAACAUUAUAUCUGUUUGCCACCAAUCCAAACUUCUCAUCGAGUGGCUCCUGGAUGAGAGACAGAUCUUUUUGUCAAAGUUUGGUAACAAAAGUUCGCUGAGUUAUAUUGACGAGGAUCUUAGGAAUCCCCUUAAAGAUAUUAUCAAAUACAAAUGCAAGAAUUUUUAUGAAAAAGAAGAACAAUUUAAUCAUAAGAAUGAAGAAUUUGUAAAGAAGAUCAGCAUGGAAGGAGUAAGAGACUUCGACCGAUUCCUGAUCAACCAAAUCGAACCGAUGUCAGAUCCAAAACACAGGAGAAACGAAAUUAGUGAAGAAAAUAAAGGAAAUCCAGCUCCUGACAAUCAAUCUGCAGGUUAUAAACCUGUUGGCCCUACUUGACCUCCACUGAAAGCCACUCUUUCUCAGGCGCAGCUUGGGAAAGCCCAGAGGCAGGCUAAUAUAACCACCCACUUCCAGCCCCCAACUCAGCCACUGAAUGUGACCCCAACCGUGCAGCUCUAAAACCGACCGAAGACAAAGAGUCGUGAGAAGUUGGCGAUGUCAGUAUUGAGAUGAGUAAUCAGAGAUCUAUGGUCGAAAUGCUUCAAAAACAAAUUUCAGGAACUAACAUGUAUCAAUUGAACAGCAAUUCAAAUCCUUAUAAAAGAAAAUUAGAAGAAAAUCCAGCCUAGUGCUUCAUUUUAAUUCAUUUAUUAAAAUUUUAAUAAAA
Moneuplotes crassus is the source of this 869-nucleotide messenger RNA. The record is from the annotation of a GenBank genome assembly. Lineage: Eukaryota; Ciliophora; Spirotrichea; Euplotida; Euplotidae.